CCGCGCAUGCGCAUCUGUGUCAGCCUCUGACGCUCCAGAGUACGCUACAGCAUUUAAUAUAAAACAGUAUACGUGAUGUAUAUUUCAAUAUCCUGAACCUGUAGAUUUAUUUUACGCUUCAAGUUUAACAGCUGAAUGUUCACCCGAUUAGUUCGGAUCAUGCGACGUUAUUUUUUGCUCUGGUUUUGCAGUGAUGGUUUCAAUCUUAAUGCUGCAAGCCGCGCAGUGGCCGCUACAUAAUCCCUUUGCUUAUGGGAAGCAUCCGUUCGGUUGUUGCUUGUUUAUCGCUAGCGGCUAUAGCGAGGAAGAUGAGCACCGCGGCGGGGCUGUGCGGGCCCGGGACCUCCGCUUCUGCUCCCGCGCUGCUCCGCCUGACUUCAGUCCCCGGUUACGAUCAAAACCGCGUUAAUGAUGUUCUGCUCCUAAGACCUGCUACGGAAACACAGAGACGAUGCGACAAUGAAACGGAGGACCCGCAGAAAGGCAACGAUCACGUAGUCUUCUUUCCUGGAGACAUUCAGAACUUUCAGCAGGAAAUGGCCCUCCAUCCUGACGCUACCCCAUGGCAGUCCUGGAGCCUGGAGCGUGUCGCCCUCACCCUGGGCAAGCGUUUCCCUGGCUGCCAUAUCUGGGUCAUCCGCGCAUCCCGAAUGUACCUACACAAGUUCAGCUGCUAUCAGAACUUUGUAGAGAGCAACAUGUUUGGAGCACCAGAACACUCUCCAGACUACGGAGCCAUUCGCCACCUGAGGGCUCUCCUGGGUCACAGCAUGCAGCGGGCUGGCCUCCCGAACCCUUUACCCCCUCUUAGUGGUGCAUCCACCCCUGGCCCACUGCCUGCAGGUUUCACGCUCACCAUAGUGGGUUUCAGUAAAGGAUGCGUUGUUCUCAAUCAGAUGGUGUAUGAGCUGUCUGGAGCUCGAGCGGAUCCAGAACUGAGCUCGUUUCUGGAAAGUGUUUCAGAUAUGUACUGGCUGGAUGGAGGACACCCUGGAGGCAGUGAGACCUGGGUGACCGAUAAGUGUGCUCUGGGUGAGCUGGCCUCCAGUGGGGUGGCUAUUCACGCCCAUGUCACUCCAUAUGAGGUAUGCGACCCGAUGAGGGCGUGGGUCGGGCGAGAGCACCGCCACUUCAUAAAGACUUUGGAGGAUAUGGGUGCUUGUCUUAGCCAGAAACUGCACUUUGAGGAUGAGCCUGCAUCCAUCGAGAAUCACUUCCGGGUGAUUCAGGAAUUCUGACUGUUCCCGACCUGUGCUUUCACAAGUCUUAACAUACAUGGAAUGUGUUCUUUGCAGAGCAGACAAGCUUUGUAUUGCACUGAUAUGUCAGUUAGUCAAGAGCUUUGGGUUUCCAGGCUUUAAAAGAAUAACUAUGCUGCCUAUAAAACACAUGAAAUACAGGACUGGAGCUUAUUGACCAACCUUGUAAAACAUUUAGCUGCCUGACAUUAAGCCUUAUUCAUUGCCUGUUGCAUCUAACUACAUCAGCUCUGUCUGGUGUAGUAUAUUUCUUUUACAUAGUCUGUUUGGAAUGCGGAUAUGCGCGUAAAAUUAUCACCUCCCAUUAUAUUCAAAGGGCUCUCAUUUCCUACAGCAUAGAAAAACAAGAAGAAUUUGAAAGUGCUUAUUAAUAUUUAAUUUAUGUUGUUAAAUUAAAAAAACAUGGAUUUUCAUUUAAGUAUGUAUCCGUUAUUACUUAUGGAUAUUCUUGAUAAAAUAAAGUGUUUCCUUCAUAUAGUCUUACAUCAGUGGAUUUAUCAGACGUUCAUGUUUGAUAUUUGGUGUUUAUUUUAUUUGAUAAUCCAAAAAAAUCAAAGCAUCUUCCACUAAAAUCAAAUUUACAGAAUAUAUUUUUGGUUAGAUGGAAAAUAACUAAUUUAAAGUAUUUUAUUUAUGGAUUUGUGGAGAAACCUUAGAUGGUUAGCUUUUAAAUGAUUCCAGUAUCGAAUCUUAGAAGACUCUAGGUGGCGCACUUUAUUUGGAUUGUUCUCUUGAAUACGUUGUAUCAUGUACAAAUGAACAUGGAUUUUGCAAUAUCCUCAAUGUAAUGCAAUGAAUGUACUUCCUGCAUCAUAGUCAUUCCAGGCUGGUGUAAUUCAAUAAAAAUGUUGAAAUGUU
Messenger RNA from Puntigrus tetrazona (Sumatra barb), 2117 nucleotides. RefSeq names its product chromosome 9 C2orf69 homolog (gene c9h2orf69). Lineage: Eukaryota; Metazoa; Chordata; Actinopteri; Cypriniformes; Cyprinidae. The transcript is spliced from 2 exons. Gene Ontology annotation, cellular component: mitochondrion. The record is from RefSeq and is a predicted model, not a curated record. The coding region runs from base 252 to 1238 and encodes 328 amino acids.